This is a messenger RNA of Diuraphis noxia (Russian wheat aphid), 809 nucleotides long. Its product is annotated as glutaredoxin-2, mitochondrial-like. Gene Ontology annotation, biological process: cellular response to oxidative stress. The record is from RefSeq and is a predicted model, not a curated record. Gene Ontology annotation, molecular function: glutathione disulfide oxidoreductase activity. Lineage: Eukaryota; Metazoa; Arthropoda; Insecta; Hemiptera; Aphididae. Gene Ontology annotation, cellular component: cytoplasm.
UACAAAUUAAUUUUAAUUAUUAUAAAUAUCUUAUUGUUUGACAUUCGCGCUCGUUAGUUUCGAAAGUGUUUCGAUUAGAAAAUCGCUCCGUAAUACAUAAACAAAUUACUUUCAAAAAAUACUGAUUGCAUCAUUAUCCAUUGCACUUUUGUGAAUACGCAUUAAACGAUUCAAUAUAUAACUAAUUUCAACUAAUGGGUUCACUUUCCAGCAAAAGAAUACYCUCACCAACUCAAGUGAUGGCUGCUACACAGUUUGUUAAGGAUGCCAUUGCGCACGAUCCUAUUGUUAUAUUCUCGAAAUCAGACUGUGGCUACUGUCAGAUGGCUAAAGAAUGUUUUGACAAACUGAAAGCUACCUACAAAUCGAUUGAUUUAGAUAAGAGAGAAGAUAUGGAUGACAUUCAAGAUGCUUUAGAAGGAAUUACUGGCGCUCGUUCGGUGCCACGUGUAUUUGUGAAUGGUGUAUUUAUUGGUGGUGGCUCAGACGUAAAAAAGAUGUCCCAAAAUGGCAAGUUGGAAGAGCUCCUUAAAAAAUAACCAUUUACUACAACUACAAUGAACAUACUUGAAUUAGAAAUAACUUUUUAGUCCAAAUGAAUAUGUAUACUUUUUUCCAAAAAUGUUUUAUUUCAAAAUACUUCAUUAUAUAUAAAAAAAAAUACUUAAUUAUUAUUUGUACUAGUUUUUUUCAAUUUUAAUAAAUAUUGUCAAGUAUAAAAAAAAAAUGCAUCAAAUUAAUUUAUUAUCAAGUAAUAAUAGUUAAGAUAGAACAUGAAUUAGUCAAUUACAAAGUUUUUAUAACAAAUU